Molecule: messenger RNA, 1359 nt
Organism: Naegleria lovaniensis
Lineage: Eukaryota; Heterolobosea; Eutetramitea; Acrasida; Naegleriidae
Exons: 2
Coding region: 1-1359 (452 amino acids)
Biological process (GO): positive regulation of ERAD pathway
Molecular function (GO): metal ion binding; ubiquitin protein ligase activity
Source: RefSeq, a predicted model, not a curated record
AUGUCUUCUAAUAAUAACAAUGAUGACGAUUUGGAAGAACACCAUCACCCAUUAGAGGACAUUGGAGGUGCAACAACACUUUUGAAUCAUGAUUCACUAUCGCAACAACAUACCAAUGACGAUUCAGAAGAACAAGUGAGUGAUUCUCAUCCCAUCCUCAUGAAUAAUAACAACACGACGUCGACGAACACUUCCGAAACAACUCUACAACAACCACUUCAAGAUUCUUCGAUCAACAGCCGCACUGGCAUUAAUAAUGGAGGGGACAUUGCAUCUCUUCAGUUGGAUGGAAGAAAUAUUCUCGAGUUAUUGAAUCGAUUCAGAAAUAACUCUCAGUUAACAAUUGGAAGGUUGAACACACCAAAUAAUUCAACAACACCAACCACCAAUAACGAUCCCAACCAUAAUACACCUCAACAACAAAACAAUGCCAAUGCUAACCAACGAGCUAUACGGAUUAAUUUGCAUGAUCUAUCCUUGUUUAUAUUUAGAGUUCUACCAAUAAUUGUUUUACCGUUUAUGGUGCUCAUGUAUUGGCAUUUUAUAGGUGUGUUACUAUUUAUUUGGCUAACGACAACAAGUAUUAACAGCGAUAUUAGAAUUAAGGAACAAGUGGCACUCAAACAAGCUCGAAAGAUAAUUGUUUUGAUAUUUCAGGGAAUUCUAUUGCUACUUUCUAUUGGAGUUAUCUUCUUGUUCUUUUUUAAGGACAAAUUUUGGCAUUUAUUUUAUUUCACAAUUCCAGAGCUCUCUGACCAGAGAUCAGUGAUUGACACUUUUUGGGACUGUUUAUUCUAUGUAUUUUUGGUAGAUAGCAUUAUCAAACUUGCUGGUAUGAUUGUUAAGACGAUAAUCGUUUUGACACUCCCACCCAUGUUAAAACAAAUUCAUAUUGGAAGGAUUUUGGCUACGUUUGAAGUUCUUUUUCAAUUAUACAGAAUUGCAUUACCGCCCAACGUUUGGAUUAGAUAUUUAUUGAACAGCUACCAUCAAGUAUUUGCAAUUAUUGCAAUUGUUAUUUAUGCUGGAUUCAAACUUGGUUCGUUGCUGACUCUGCUUUUCGAAUUAUUUAUCUCAUUCAAGAGUUUAUUUUCACCAACAUGUCCCUAUGGAAAAAGAUUAUCUUCAAGCGAAGUUUUAGAACUUGGUGAGCAUCAUGAGUGCAGUAUUUGCCUUCAAAACUACGAGAGACCAGUAAGACUACAAUGUCAACAUGUUUAUUGUGAGCAGUGCAUUACAGAGUGGGUUCAAACAGGAAAUCAAACAUGUCCUGUGUGUAGGGCUCCGGUUUCACAGGGAGGUUUGCCCAUUUCAUCUAGAUAUGAAAAAGGUGGUACGGCCUUAUUUUGUUUUAUUUAA